Messenger RNA from Eutrema salsugineum, 1711 nucleotides. Its product is annotated as protein root UVB sensitive 2, chloroplastic. Bases 86 to 1414 code for a protein of 442 amino acids. Gene Ontology annotation, biological process: response to UV-B; auxin polar transport. The record is from RefSeq and is a predicted model, not a curated record. The transcript is spliced from 10 exons. NCBI's taxonomy places the organism in Eukaryota, Viridiplantae, Streptophyta, Magnoliopsida, Brassicales, Brassicaceae. Gene Ontology annotation, cellular component: chloroplast envelope.
UAACGCUAACACAGUUGCGGCGGUUCACUCGAGCUCCGGCGACUCCGACGUUCGAUACUUGCCUGUGCAGUCGUCUCUCUCAAAGAUGCAAUUUCUGGUCGGAUUCCAUAUUUCACCCUUUUCUGAGAAGGUGAAGAUGAUAAAGAAGGAAGAGCCAGUAAUGGCGAAGAAUCCAGAAGAUGUUCCUGUUUACUGGUUCGAGACUUCCGAUACUGUCUCUCACCGUUUUCAGUUCGAAUCCGACGGCCACCUGUCUAUGAAAGUUGUCGAUGAUGCAAGACCUGUUCCUCAGAAGAUGGUUGAAUCUUUCCUUAACAAGUUCUUUCCUUCGGGAUAUCCAUACAGUGUGAACGAAGGAUAUCUUAGGUACACACAGUUUCGAGCACUUCAGCAUCUCUCGAGUGCAGCAUUAUCCGUGUUAUCGACUCAGUCACUGCUAUUUGCUGCAGGCUUGCGGCCUACACCGGCUCAAGCAACCGUUGUUAGUUGGAUUUUGAAGGAUGGGAUGCAGCAUGUGGGAAAGCUGAUUUGUAGUAAUUUGGGUGCAAGAAUGGACUCUGAGCCAAAACGGUGGAGAAUUCUAGCUGACGUGCUCUACGAUAUUGGUACUGGUCUGGAACUCGUUUCUCCUUUGUGCCCACAUCUGUUUCUUGAAAUGGCUGGUCUUGGGAAUUUUGCGAAGGGAAUGGCUACGGUUGCAGCAAGGGCAACAAGAUUACCGAUCUAUUCAUCUUUCGCCAAAGAAGGAAAUCUCAGUGACAUUUUUGCCAAAGGAGAAGCUAUCUCUACUCUUUUUAAUGUUGCUGGGAUUGGGGUCGGGAUUCAACUGGCUUCCACAAUUUGUUCAUCAAUGGAGGGAAAGUUGGUGGUUGGAUCGAUUCUUUCGGCUGUACAUGUGUAUAGUGUCGUAGAGCAGAUGCGAGGAGUACCGAUCAACACACUGAAUCCACAGAGAACCGCUUUGAUCGUGGCUAAUUUUCUGAAGACUGGUCAAGUCCCAAGCCCUCCUGAUCUAAGAUUCCAAGAAGACCUAUUGUUCCCCGAGAGGCCAAUCCAAGAUGCAGGAAAUGUGAAAGUGGGCAGGGCUCUGCAUAAAGCUGUGAAGCCUUCUCAGGUGCAGAAACUAAAAGAAGUGUUUGUAGAAGAGAAGUUCCUAUUGAGUCAAGGUAAAUCAUGGACCGAUAUGGUCUUAGAGCACGAUGCUACUGGUGAAGAUGCAUUGCGAGGGUGGUUAGUUGCAGCAUAUGCCAAGUCAAUGACAAAGAUUUACAAUGACCCUGAUGAUAUAAUAUUGCAAGACGCAUAUGAGAAAAUGAACGAUGUCUUCAAUCCAUUUUUAUCUCAAGUACAGGCUAAAGGAUGGUAUACCGAUAGAUUUCUCGAUGGUGGCACGGGAACAAGAUUCGCUUGGUAGCUUUGAGUUUCUGGUAAUAUUUUUUGUUUUCAAGUGUGAACAAGGAAUGGUAGGCAUGAGAAGUCUUUGUCCAUAUCAUGAAUCCACAAUCUAGUGCUUGAAGACUAGUGUCAGAUUGUUUGGUGAAACCAAAGUAGAUAGAAAGUUUGAAGGUACGGUUCUGGUCCUCGUGUGUACUUUUGUCUUUGCCGUUGUAGGUCUACAUACAUUAUUAUAUUAUAUAAAUCAGUGAAAGUGGAAUCUGAUUAUGCUUUUUGUGGAAAUAUUUUAUUUAAGUGAAAAAGUAGAUAUUUCUGU